Messenger RNA from Penicillium brasilianum, 643 nucleotides. Lineage: Eukaryota; Fungi; Ascomycota; Eurotiomycetes; Eurotiales; Aspergillaceae. The record is from the annotation of a GenBank genome assembly.
UAGCAGCAAAUCAAGCUCUCAUUUUUCAAAAUCGAUUAAUCGCGCUAUCAGGUGCAAUGGGUAGCACUGGUCAAACCCCCGGUUGCCAAUUCGUCCUCCGUACCCAUCGACCCGGUGAUAUAGGAUGGAUCAUCCACAAACACGGCAUCCUUUAUAACCAAGAAUACGGCUGGGAUGAGCGCUUCGAAGCUCUUGUCGCCACCAUCGCUGCGGACUUUAUCAACCAAUAUGACCCCAAAUCAGAGCGUUGCUGGAUUGCAGAAAAAGAAGGCAACCCGCUCGGCUGCAUCAUGCUCGUCAAAGACCGAUCGAGCCAGCAUACAGCCAAACUUCGCCUGUUACUGGUGGAGCCGAGUGCCCGUGGUCUUGGUGUUGCUCGCGCUCUCGUGAGACAGUGCAAAGCAUUCGCUGAUGAGGUUGGUUAUGAGCGAAUCUUGUUGUGGACAAACCAAGUGUUGGAACCUGCGCGUCGACUCUAUGCAUGCGAGGGUUAUCGAUGUGUUCAGAAGGAGGAGCAUGAAGAUUUUGGGGUAAAACUUAUGGGAGAGUCUUGGGAGUUGAGUUUACAGGCGCCAGCGACGAAGAAAUGAUUUUGGCUACGGCUCGUCAGUUCCGUCCUUGACAUUGGGAAAUGAUACCCACG